Messenger RNA from Prosopis cineraria, 696 nucleotides. RefSeq names its product norbelladine synthase-like. Gene Ontology annotation, molecular function: protein phosphatase inhibitor activity; abscisic acid binding; signaling receptor activity. Lineage: Eukaryota; Viridiplantae; Streptophyta; Magnoliopsida; Fabales; Fabaceae. The record is from RefSeq and is a predicted model, not a curated record. Gene Ontology annotation, cellular component: nucleus; cytoplasm. The coding region runs from base 92 to 583 and encodes 163 amino acids. The transcript has 2 exons. Gene Ontology annotation, biological process: defense response; abscisic acid-activated signaling pathway.
AUUACAAUUCAGAAGAAAACAACUCAUCAAAGAAGCACAACAAUUUAAAUUCUGGAGAUAUCAAGCUAUUGCAGUGUUGAGAAAAUCAGAGAUGUCUGGGCAUCUUGAGCAUGAGCUAGAGUUGGGCGUUCCGGUGACCAAGGCAUGGGACCUCUUCGGUUCGCUCCGAUUCGGAGCACUCCUUGAGAAAGAGAUGCUAAGUCUGUUUCAGAAGGUGGAGCUUGUUGAAGGCGAUGGAGGAGUUGGAACUGUCCUCAAAUUAACAUUUGUUCCUGGUACAUUGGGGCCAACCUCUUACAAAGAGAAGUUCACGAAGGUAGACAAAGAGAAUAGAAUCAAGGAAACUGAGGUAAUUGAAGGAGGAUAUCUGGAACUAGGGUUUACUAUGUUCAGGGUUUGCUUCCACAUAAUAGAAAAAGGUGAGGAUUCAAGCAUAGCCAAAUCAUCGGUCGAGUAUCAACUAAAGCAAGAGGCUUCAGAAAAUGGCUCUAUUGUUUCCAAUGCUAUUCAAGCUCUUGCCAGCAUUGCUCAAGUUGCCAAACUUCACCUCAACAAAAACAAGCUUGCAAAUCAAGAAAAAUAACUAUUUGGCUUUGUAUUUGGGAAUAUAAUGUUCCUUUAUCUAUAAUUUCCACGUUGAAUUUGAGUCCAAAUCAUCAUUUUAUCUUACUAUAAUUUAAGUUAUAAUGUACUCUA